Messenger RNA from Pipistrellus kuhlii (Kuhl's pipistrelle), 2969 nucleotides. It is a transcript of the gene KCNK9, whose product is annotated as potassium two pore domain channel subfamily K member 9. Gene Ontology annotation, biological process: stabilization of membrane potential; potassium ion transmembrane transport. The record is from RefSeq and is a predicted model, not a curated record. Gene Ontology annotation, cellular component: membrane. Gene Ontology annotation, molecular function: potassium ion leak channel activity. Lineage: Eukaryota; Metazoa; Chordata; Mammalia; Chiroptera; Vespertilionidae. The transcript is spliced from 2 exons. The coding region runs from base 783 to 2291 and encodes 502 amino acids.
GGGUUGCCACGCGCGCGCGCGCACACACACACACACACAGACACACACACACACACACACACACACACACACACACGCACACACUCGGCUCCCUGCGGCGCUCACGCACGCAGCGCCCCGGGCAGAUCCGCGCCGCCGCCGCCUCCCAGACCCCGGACGCCGGAGGGCCCGGACCCCGGCGCGGCUGAUGCGCCCGCGCCCGCCCCGCAGCCCCGCGAGGCCCGCGGGGCCCCUCCCGCCGCCGCCGCCGCCGCGCCCGCCGCCCUCGGAGACGCGGGCCGGUCGCCCGCCGCCGCCGCGCCGCCUCCCGGCCGCCCCCGAGGCCGCCGCGCCGCGCGCCGAGCCGCCCGGAGGCCGCGCCCCGCUCCCGCGCCCCGGGGGCUGAGGCCGCGAACUUGGACCGGCCGCCGCCCGCAGCGCCCCGCCGCCCCUGCGCGCCCGGGGCCCCGGCGCUCGGACCCGCGGGCCCGGGGCCGCCCCGCCCGCCGCUGCACCUGCCCGGCCCCUCCCCGCCCGCGGGGCCUCCGGAGACGCCGGCGCUUCGCAAACUUUCCCGCACCCCCCGGGGGGGCCGAGCAGCCGAACCCGGGGAAGCAGGUCCCGCCGGGCGCGCGCCAACCCGCGGGCUCCUAGCGGGGCGCCGCCGCCCGGCAGCCGGACCCCGAGGGGCGCGGGCCCCGGAGGCCGCCCGCCGGCCAGCGCCCCGCCCCCGCCCCUGCUCCCCCUGCGGGCGCGGGGCGCGGGGGGCGGCGGCCGCGCCGUGCCCGGGGGCGCCGCGGUGCAUGGCCCUGCGCGGCGGGGCGGGCUGCCUGGGCCGGCUCUGGCGCGGGGUGUCGGGGCUCCCGGGCGCCUGGCCGCGGCGCUCCAGCAGCCUCCUGUGCCUGGCCGCCUUCGCGCCCGCGCCCGCGCCCCUGCCCCGCCGGCCGCCCCGCGGCGGUGGCCCCGGCGGCCCCGGCGGAGGGGGGCGCCCCCGGCCUCCCCGCCCCCCGCCUCCCCGCCGCCGCCGCCGCCGCUGCUGCGGCCGCCGCCGCCGCUUACAACUUGGACUCGGAGGCGGCGGCGGCGGAGGCGGCGGCCGGGCGCUGCAGAGGGACGCGCGCGGCGGCGGCGAGGCUGCGGGACAUGCCCCCCGCGCCGGCGCCCUGCUGGCGGCCAUGAAGAGGCAGAACGUGCGGACCCUGGCCCUCAUCGCCUGCACCUUCACCUACCUGCUGGUGGGCGCCGCCGUCUUCGACGCGCUGGAGUCGGACCACGAGAUGCGCGAGGAGGAGAAACUCCGGGCGGAGGAGGCGCGCCUGCGGGGCAAGUACAACAUGAGCGGCGAGGACUACCGGCAGCUGGAGCAGGUCAUCCUGCAGGCCGAGCCGCACCGCGCCGGCGUGCAGUGGCGCUUCGCCGGCUCCUUCUACUUUGCCAUCACGGUCAUCACCACCAUCGGUUACGGGCACGCGGCCCCCGGCACGGAUGCCGGCAAGGCCUUCUGCAUGUUCUACGCGGUGCUGGGCAUCCCGCUGACGCUGGUCAUGUUCCAGAGCCUGGGCGAGCGCAUGAACACCUUCGUGCGGUACCUGCUGAAGCGCAUCAAGAAGUGCUGCGGUAUGCGGCACACGGACGUGUCCAUGGAGAACAUGGUGACCGUGGGCUUCUUCUCCUGCAUGGGCACGCUGUGCAUCGGCGCGGCCGCCUUCUCGCAGUGCGAGGACUGGAGCUUCUUCCACGCCUACUACUACUGCUUCAUCACGCUCACCACCAUCGGCUUCGGCGACUACGUGGCGCUGCAGACCAAGGGCGCGCUGCAGCGCAAGCCGCUCUACGUGGCCUUCAGCUUCAUGUACAUCCUGGUGGGGCUCACGGUCAUCGGCGCCUUCCUCAACCUGGUGGUGCUGCGCUUCCUCACCAUGAACAGCGAGGACGAGCGGCGGGACGCCGAGGAGCGGGCCUCCCUGGCCGGCGCCCGGAACAGCCUGGCGCUGCGCCUGCCCGGGGAGGCGCCGCGGGGCCGGGCGCGGGGCGGCAAGGCGGACGGGGACCUGCAGUCCGUGUGCUCCUGCUCCUGCUACCGGCCUCCGGGCCGGGCGGGCGGCCGCCCCGCCGCCGGCCACCAGAACUCGCUGGGCCUGGGCGGCCAGCUGGGCCCGCAGUACUUCCACUCCGUGUCCUACCGCAUCGAGGAGAUCUCGCCCAGCACGCUGCGCAACAGCUUCUUCCCGUCGCCCACCAGCUCCGUGUCGCCGGGGCCGCACAGCCUCACGGACGUGCACCGGCUCAUGCGCCGGCGGAGGUCCGUCUAGGGGGGCGGGCGGGGCGGGCCGCGGCCGAAACCGGCGCCCGGCGCCCGUCACAUUCCACCGGCCCCGCCCGCCCGUCCUGCUCCGGGUUACCUUCUGUUUCUGUUGAUGUCGGAGAGGAAGGGGGAGAGCGAGAGAUGGAGAGAUCCGUGAUGAGGAGAAUCAUGGACCGGCUGCCUCCUGCACGCCCCCCUGGGGACACACCCGGGCUGUGCCCUGACCGGGGAUCGCACCGUGACCUCCCGGCCCCUGAGCCGCACAGGCCGGGCCCCCUGGUCCUUAUUUAUUAGCUGUUCUCGGCCGGAGUCAUACUGUCAUCGUCAUACGUCCUGUCCUUCCUUCCGUCUCGGUUUCCUUCCCCGCCCCCGCCCCUUCCAGCCGGAUGGAGCUGCCCAGUCCUCCUCUGAAACAGCAUCUGAGCAUGAGCAUGGGCUUCCCCCGCCUCCUGACCAGCAGCAUAUGCCUUACAUCCCCCGGCGGCCCCCGCGGGCGGCCCACCCAGGACGGUGACACCGAGACCACGAGACCGAGCGGAGGGUGCCCGGCCCAGAGCUGCACCCACCACAGCCUCGGCGCCCACCUUAGGGCGUCCGCCAGGGCGCCACUCUUCCCCCCCGGGGGCGGGUGGCUGUGCGUGUGCGUGCGUGUGCCUGUGUGUGCGUGUGUGCCUGUGUGUGUGCC